Anolis sagrei ordinatus is the source of this 4240-nucleotide messenger RNA. The record is from RefSeq and is a predicted model, not a curated record. NCBI's taxonomy places the organism in Eukaryota, Metazoa, Chordata, Lepidosauria, Squamata, Anolidae.
CCAGAAGCAGGCUUCUCCUCCCUCCCGAAGAUGCCCUUCCUCCUCCUGGACCUCCUCCUCUUCCUCCUCCUCUGCCCGCUGCCCGCCCGACCAGCCAGUGCUGAUAUCUCAGUGGUGAUCCCAGAACGGGUGCCGCAGGAGCAGAUCCAUCUCCUGCAAGCCAAAGGGAACCAGGUGCGGAGAGACCGGAGCCGGCGUUCUGCAUCACUCGACCCCGAAGAGGAAGGAGAUGAGGAAGUGGCACCGCUCUUGAUCCGCCUUCCUACAGGAAGUGGCCUUCACCUGGGCUCUGACCUCUACCUGAGCCUCCGUCCGAAUGCACAGUUCUUGGCACCUGGGUUUUCGGUGCAGGAAAUCCCUGAGGAUCCAAGUGUCAAUCGUAACGCCGGUGUGGAUCGGAGUUGCUUUUACACAGGCCAUGUGCUCAAUCGCAGCGUCGACUCCUUUGCUUCGCUCAGCACCUGCAAUGGGCUGGUUGGCUUGAUCCAGAUUGAGUCGGAACAAGUGCAGAUACAUCCGGUGAACACGUCGGAGGUGUCAUUCGAUGGGAAGGAGCACUUCCUCAGACGCAAAAGGUCCGCUCAAUCGGCCCGCCCUGUCCAGCUGGGGGUCCCAGGGGAACACUGCAAAGUGGUGGCAGAAAAGAAGAGGCAAAAAAAGGCCAAGCUGACCAACGACUGGAGAGAACGGAGGAAUGCUAUUCGGCUGAUGAAUGAAUACACCGUGGAAACCCUUGUGGUGGCAGAUUCGGACAUGGUCCAGUACCACGGAGCAGACGCGGCUCAGAGGUUCAUUCUCACUGUGAUGAACAUGGGUUUGGUAGUCAGUGAAGGCAGUCCAGCCUUUGCAAUGCAGGUUCCAUUCUGUGCCUGCUACGAAUCUGUUGACUGUUCCGUGUUUACAUGGUGCUUUCCCUCACUGUUUUACUUAUUUCUUGUUUCUAGGACAGAUUUCUGUGUCCAUAAAGAUGAGCCCUGUGACACAGUGGGCAUCGCCUACCUGGGGGGCAUCUGCAGUGCCAAGCGGAAGUGUGUCCUCGCCGAAGACAACGGACUGAACUUGGCCUUCACCAUUGCCCACGAAUUAGGACACAACAUGGGGAUGAGCCAUGAUGAUGAUCACUUGUCUUGUGCUGGGCGGUCGCACAUCAUGUCUGGAGAAUGGGUCAAGGGUAGGAAUCCCAGCGACCUGUCCUGGUCUUCCUGCAGUCGCGAUGACCUUGAAAAGUUUCUCAAGUCCAAGGUCAGCACGUGUUUGUUGGUGACGGAUCCAAGGAGCCGAUAUGCGGUGCGGCUUCCAUACAAACUCCCAGGGAUGCAUUACAGUGCUGACGAGCAGUGCCAGAUCCUUUUUGGAACCAAUGCAACUUUCUGCAAGAAUAUGGAGCAUUUGAUGUGUGCUGGUCUCUGGUGCCUUGUGGAAGGAGACGCUUCAUGCAAAACCAAACUGGACCCCCCUUUGGAUGGCACGGAAUGUGGGGCAGACAAGUGGUGCCGAACUGGGGAGUGUGUGAGCAAGACCCCCAUCCCUGAACAUGUUGAUGGAGACUGGAACAUGUGGAGCCAGUGGAGCAUGUGCAGCAGGACGUGUGGGACCGGGGCCAGGUUCAGGCAACGCAAAUGUGACAACCCACCUCCUGGGCCUGGGGGCAAAAACUGCCACGGAGCGAGUGUGGAGCACACAGUUUGUGAAAACCCGCCCUGUCCCAAAGGGACACCCACCUUCCGGGACCAACAGUGCCAGUCUCAUGACCGAUUCACCAAGAAGAAAAGCCUUUGGACCGCUGUCAUCGUGGAUGAAAAGCCCUGCGAACUGCAUUGCUUCCCUUUUGGGAAGGAGUCUCCUGUGCUGGUAUCAGAUCGGGUCGUGGAUGGGACACCGUGCGGGCCGUAUGAGAUGGAUCUCUGCGUUCAUGGCAAGUGCCAGAAAAUUGGCUGCGAUGGGAUCAUUGGCUCGGCUGCCCGAGAGGACCGCUGCGGCAUCUGCAACGGAGACGGCAAAACCUGCAAAGUGGUGAGAGGAGACUUCAACCAUACCAAAGGGAUGGUCUCCAAUAGUCAAUGUAAGAAGGUUUCUACCUGUGUGAUGGCAAAAGCAAAGGCAGUCCCCAAAUGCUUCUCAUGCUACAUUGAGGCAGCCGUGAUCCCAGCCGGGGCUCGGAGGAUCCGCGUGAUGGAGGAUAAGCCUGCACACAGUUUUCUUGCUUUGAAAGAUUCCAGUAAGAAGUCCAUCAAUAGCGACUGGAAAAUUGAACUUCCUGGUGAGUUUCAGAUUGCGGGAACGACCAUCCGGUACGUGCGGAGAGGCCUGUGGGAGAAAAUCUCCGCCAAAGGACCAACCAAAAUACCCCUCCACCUGAUGGUGCUGUUAUUCCAUGACCAGAACUAUGGGAUCCACUACGAGUACACAAUCCCUGUGAACUACUCUGCCGAAAUCAGGAAUGAACCCGACCUUCAGCAGGAGUCCUUGUACAUCUGGACCCAUAGUGGGUGGGAAGGAUGCAGUGUCCAGUGUGGAGGAGGGGAACGUAAAACCAUUGUGUCCUGUACGCAAAUAGUUAACAAGAGCAUGAUGUUGGUGAAUGACAGCGCUUGCCAGCGCGUGACCCGUCCAGAACCUCAAAUCAGAAGGUGCAACGUGCAUCCCUGCCAGUCAAGGUGGGUGGCAGGGCAGUGGAGCCCUUGCUCCGCAACCUGCGCCAAAGGCACCCAGCGCCGAGAAGUGACCUGCGUCUAUCAGCUGCAGAACGGCACCUACGUCAACACCAGGGAUCUCUACUGCCUCGCUCCCAAGCCCACCGCCUUCCAAAGCUGCGAAGGCCGAGACUGCGUCUCCAUCUGGGAAGCAUCAGAAUGGUCUAAGUGCUCCUCCAGCUGCGGGCGCGGGAAGCAGAAGCGCACGGUCACAUGCACCAACUCACAAGGGAAGUGCGACGCAGCCACACGGCCCAGGGAAGAAGAGGAAUGUGAGGACCACACUGGCUGUUAUGAAUGGAAGACUGGCGACUGGUCCAAGUGUUCUUCAACCUGUGGCAAAGGCCUUCAGUCCCGGGUGGUCCAGUGCAUGCACAAGGUCACAGGCCGCCACGGCAACGAGUGUCCCACCCUUUCCAAGCCUGCAGCCUAUCGGCAGUGUCACCAGGAAGCCUGCAAUGAGAAGAUCAACGUCAACACCAUCACCUCUCCAAGGCUUGCGGCUCUGACCUAUAAAUGCGCAGGAGACCAGUGGACGGUGUACUGCCGGGUGAUUCGAGAGAAGAACCUCUGCCAGGACAUGAGGUGGUAUCAGCGCUGCUGCCAGACCUGCAGAGACUUCUACGCCAGCAAGAUGCAACAGAAGAGUUAAUGCCACCUGCUCUGGCUCCUUAGGUCUUCCGAUAGCGUGUCAUCGACUUAUGGGACCCGUGACCACAAGACGUGGCAAGAGCCACACAGAUUAGACUCGCACAUGGGGGAAUCGGGUCUCUCAAAGGCUAAAAGCCAUGGGAAUGACAUCAAACUGCCAAGGUCUGAGCAGCAGGUGCCUCUGGCCAUCCGAAUUGGGAAGACAGCCAUUGCCACUCAUGCAUAGGUAGGUGCCAACUAUGGAAAACCAGCACGACCUAAUCCGGCAAAACAUGUGUCCAUGGCCGCUGCAAGGAAGGUCUGUUUACCAAAUCUUCGGCGAGUCGCUGAACUUGGUGGAUUCCAAAGCUUACCUAAUAAGACUUGAAAUUCCUUUUGCAGACUGGAUGAAUCAAAGCAGUCCACCACAGAAAAAGGAGAAGGAGGAGGAGUUGAAUUCAUCUCGAAGCCAACUGCGUAUAACUCUAUGUUGCUUUGACACUACUGCUUCCCCUCCCUUUCCCUGCCCGGUAAUAUAUAGAUUAUUUCCAGCCACUGGAUGGCUUGCUACAAUUGUUGAAAAGUGACUAAAUCGACUAAAGUUAGCUGUGUCUCGACAGGGUGGUAAAUAGCUCAACGUAGGUAGAGACGUUACUUAAUGCUUCGGCCUUGGCUUCGAGGUCCAGCUUCCAGCCUGAAAAGGUGGGCGGAGGAGGAGGAUGGUUCAAAUGUGAAGGAAGCCGUUAAUGAAAUGCUUAAUUUGACAAAGAGGCUUUGCUAGGAAAGCUCCUGACCGCUAAGCAGAAAGGGUGGCUUAAAAAUCCCUCUAGACAGCCCAACGUUUCAAACUAGGUAUGAUUUCAAAGAAGAAAGAAACUCAAACACAGAACAAGCUUUCCUUCUGCUUUGCCCUCCCU